GUGACACCACAGGGUACCCGCGCGAUGACCAAAAAAACCAAGUCGCAUACCUAUACCAUAUUUCUAUGCCUAUGGGGCUACGCGCGCGGCCUGCGGCCGCGCUUAGCUCCGCUAUUAGCUCCGCUAAUAACAACAAAAAACCUCUCCAGGCUCGAGAAGUUUGAAAUAGUCUCUUGAGAAGUUUUAGCGGAGUAAAUUGCCGGAUGUUUUGGGCUCUUGGACGUUUCGUUAGACGAAAUGGGUUAUUACUUAAAAGCUAGAAUUUGUAUUUUUUUAAAUAUCCACAAAGUAAGAUGAUUAAUAGUUUGUUUAUGCUUAAUUGAUGAUAUUUUUUUAAUCGGAUCUCUUAGUAUGCUUCUUAUAUUCUCUACUAACUGUAUUUAAGGUUUUCCAGUAAAAGUAAUAACAACAAAAAACCUCUCCAGGCUCAGUAGUUCCGUGUUUUUGCGGCGAAAUCAAUUGACUGUUUAUUUCGGGAAAGGCUGUUCCGAAACAAAGCCAUCAUCCGAAGUAGACAAGAACAAAAAGAGUGUAAUUUGGUAAGAGCAACCAAAGGUGUGCCAAGUGUCCUUAAGUUGACGAUUCCAAUUUGACACAUUUUAGCUGUGACCAAUAUUAAAGAGUUUGAUCUUAGCACGAAGCAUUUUAGAUCCGUCUAAAGCAUCAAGUGAGUACAUGGUUAGAACAUUUCAGCUGAUCAAUUAACUACUGUACUAAGAAUCGGCAAGAAUUGACACUGAUGCUCAGAAUCUUGGGAUAGCUUCGUUCAAAGGCUUUGGUUUUGCUAGGACAAGUUCUGUGUGGGGAUAACUUUCUGCAAACUGUAAAAAACGCGACGCGAGAGGUGGCAACAGAAGAGCAACUUUGUUCAUCCCGUUCUUAUGUCAGGAAUGGAAGUUAAUAACACUACUAGCUUCGGCACAGGUCGUGUCUGUUCUGGUUAUUUGAUAACACCAUCAGGGAUUGUAGUCGAGGAUCAAUUAUAUCCGAACAUUUACAUCAGCGUUUUACCUUACACGUUACUACACAUUUGAUUUUGUUUAUUGGCGUUGCUUUAUACAAUCGAUCGAAACCGGAAACCCAUUUCCUCCACUAGUCCCGAUUGAGCUCUCACUUACUGGUUUCAUCUUUCUGUGUCUCACCGCGAGUCUGAAUCCUAUUCUGUAUUUCUGGAGGUUCACUGAGGUUCGGGCUGCAGCGGUCUCUACUCUUAAGUCAUUGUUAAGAUGUUCACAAACAUUCACAAACGGAAAGUAAUAUUUUUUUUCAGUCCAAAUUUCUUUUUAUAGUUAGAUUAGAUAUUAAUGUGAAUAUAAUAUCAAAUAUAAUAAAACUGUGAAUAGAUUUGCUACGGCCUUUAAUGCGAAUGGAUCCUCCCGCCGCAAAACACAUGCGCGCAGGCAAACACGGACGAUAGCUAAAAUAUGUAGAUCCCGUAAACAAUCAUCUUUACUAGAACCCUUAAACCAACAGGCUGGAUUUACAAACCGUUACCUACAAAACCUUAGGACAGUAUGACCACUUGAGUUUUUGUCUUAGACAGAAGUCUAUGUUGUCAAUAGGAUUACUACGUACAUCCACACCUCCCUCUACUAGUGGGCGUUGUUUUGGUCUAGAUUGUACGCAUGCUUGCAUAGAAAAUCCUCCGGCAAUAUCUGAAAACAACUUCUUACGUUCAAUAGUAUGUAAAGCAGAGAAGGAAAAGAAAUUAGAGGCGUAAAAAUAGGGCCGUAGCAAGGGUUUGGGCACUGAGGGCACGUGCCCCAAAAUAUUUUCAAAAACUAUAAGGGAAUGACCAGUAGGUGCGUGGUUGUGCCCCCAAUAUUUUCUUAGUGUUUCUGUAUCGUGCCCCCAAUAAUUUAAGAACUACUACGGCUAUGGUAAAAUGUUUACCCCUGCGCGUGAAAAUAAAUGGAAGCGAAGAAAACGCAAGCGCGGGUAAUUGAGGAAGAACAUUUAUUCUUCCUUUUCUGUUCCUAUUUCACGUAUACCCCUGUGAUUUUCGCAUGCACGGAAACACUGCAGUCCCAGUCUGAUUUUACUUCACCCACUUAACCGGUGGCUGCCAAAGCUAAUAAGGAAGUCCCAUAUGCCACUCAAAGUGGCUUAGCAAGCUUUCUUUGUCGUACAUAUUUAAUGAAAAAAUACUCAUAAGAAAGAAUAACAAGUCGAUGUACCUGAUACGCCUUCGUAUCUCGUGCAAGCUAACGCUUUGAAAAUCUGUCGCGGGAACCCUCGUGCCGCUAGCAAACUGUACGUAGACAAAGAUAUUGGAUUCUCUGUACAAAUACGCCAAAGGACCAUUACCCUCCCCUCCCCCUCCUUCAUCCCCUCUUCACGGGCAUCUUGACCUAGGGAAGCAGAAGGACUGGUAGGUCCACGGCGAGCUAGGGAGAGCUACCUACCUAAGUUUAAAUCGGAGUAGGAGCUUGCUGAGUGAGGGUUUUUUAUGGGAUGGUUUUUAUUGAAAAAAAAGGAAAAGAAGUGAAAAUAUUAUUUAUCUAUAUUUUUCGUUAACACUGAAAAAGAUUAAUGAAAAAAAUACGUUUCCGUCGAGUACCGAACGCACUGAUGAAGAAACCCCCAAUAAAUUCGCUCUUACCUACUCAAUCUCUAAUAAACGCUGUGUGAAGAAUAACGAGGAUUUUAAUGAAUGAUUUAUAUGAAAAACUUUGAAAGUCACAAAGGAACACAUAUUUUCAAUAUUAACAGACAGAUGGGUACUGUGAAGUUUUGGAGGGAUAGAUAUAUUUUAAAUAUAUAUAAAAGUAUAAAUUUGAGUAGGGGCUAGUUGAGGUUUUGAGUAAGAAAAAAAAUUAGCCAUGGCACAAACCAUAUAUAAUUUACUAAUUUCACUAUGGAAUAAAAAUGGAAUAUCACGAGAGCUAGUGGUUAGAAUUCGGUGAAUGAAAAGACAAAAAAACGGUACAAUGUGCAAUGACAAAGAUGCUACUACCCAACACCUUUGGAUAUAACAAAAAUAUAUGUAUAAUCUUGUUUUUUAUUGUAUAUGCCAUAUCACAACACUGAUUGGGGCAAGAAAGGUAAGAAGCAUCAUCUCUUGAGGUGGGGAUGGAGUGUUUGAAAAUUGUUAAAUAUUUCUUAAACAUUUUCUUGGUUCACUGCCCUCAAUGUGCUAUCACUUAGGGGUAAGUUUAUUUUAACACCCAAAGUGAGCUAUAUUGUAUUAACAAUAUAAUUUAGGUUAUAUAUAUUAUUUCAUUUAUGUUAGUGCAAAGUAAAUAACAAUAUCUAUUAAUGCUAUUAUAUUGUUCAAACAUUUAUAUUUUGUAGUCUGUAAUAUCCAGACUUGAAAUUAUAGCAUAUACAUAUCAUUAAUGGCACUAGAAAGACAACACAAGUCUCUAGAUUUCAUUGAAAAUGUUCCAUAAAAUUAAAAUGACAUUCAAUGAGGGAUAAAGUUAUUUUAGGAAGAGAACAAACAUUAUCUAAAGGAAGGACCAAAAUACCAACAAAUUAGCACAAAAAUACCAAAAUAACUUUCAUAGUUUUACAUAUUUUACACUACACAUGGCUACUGACAUGUGUACCUCUAAAAAAGUUACCAAACCAAAGCAGCAGGCUCAAGCUUUUCUAGUUGAGUUACUUACUUAAGCUUAUACAAUAUUUUUUUACGAAUAUUGAUGAACGGCAUUACUAAAAAGCGGAACCGGCGGAACCAGAAUAUUUCGUUUAGUUAUAGGGGUAGGGAUGUCAUACUAGGAUCACCAUUUAUUUCCUUUCUAAUCUGAACACAUUCCUUUGUGAAAUGCUAAGACAACAUCACUAAGCGCAGAUGUGCUACGUUAUUUCACGCACAUUUGACAUUCUGUCAUAUGCAAUUUGUAUCCAUCUGUAUCCUUGUUUAGAAGCGCGUCUCUACAUCAGGUACAAGGUUAUUUUUAAUCCCUAGAUUUAAUUGUUUUACAUACCUUAAUCCCUAGAUUUAAUUGUUUUACAUACCUUAUUUGCUGUCUCGAUUUUAAAUUCCUUAUAACAUGUACACUUCGAGUGUUUUAAUCAAGCAUUGUCAUCUCUGACUUUUAGCUGAGGCACUGCUAUUACUGUAAGUAAAGUCCAUUUUCUCAGAAUAUACAUGCACUCACUGCUGGAUGAAACCUGGGUAUAAUAAAUUUCACCUUCUGUCAUCAAAAUAGAUGUGAUUAUUACAAUACUCAUAAUCAAUCACUCAUAUUUGUUGUAUAUCCAGUGCGGUCAUGAAUAUUGGGGGUAUGCCAUUGUCUUUAUUUACAGGCUGAAAUUAUAUGGCUUUCAAAAUUAUUUCAGGAAGAGGGGGUAACAUGUCCCGUCACCCCCUGCUAUGGUGCUGUAUAAUUCCACUUUCUGGUAAAUUUGACAUUAUUGCAGUAUUCUAGAGAAAGGAUUACCUUCUAUAUUUUCACAUUGUUGUCUUUUUGAUAUGGAUAUGGUUGUUAGCAUGAUGUACACAGGCACGUACCCAGGAUUGGCUGUGGGGGGAUGUGCAGUCAUAGGUAUAUUUAAAAAGGAUAAGAAUUUGCCCAUUUUUUGUGGCCGAAGGGGGGUGAGCAUACAUUCUGUGCACCCUCCUGUGUACUUGCCUGAUACACAUGCAAGAGAAAACUCGAGUGAAGCAUAUGAGAAUUUCUCAGUUUGCAGCACUGGUCAACACCUUAGUACCAAGUGACACAUCUUGGGGCUUCUCCUGAUGGAAUUAUUAUGAUCCUGUCUGGUAAAAGAUGAUGAUGGUGAUAUAAAACUCAGCUUCUUAUUGUAGAGAUGAGUUUUGUGAUGUUGUUGGAACAAAACAAUAUUUUCAUAAUGCAAUAAUCUGUAAGAACAUUAUUGUUCUUUAGACUAAUAUUUUUUUUAACAAACUGCAUAUUACCAUGACAAGCAUGUUUAUAAAGCAAAACAUCAAGGCACUUAAAUUGACAUCAAAUGUUAUUAAUGUUAUUCCAAAACACCUAUUCAAUUUGUCCAUUAUCAACAUAGAAUUUAAGCCCUUUAUUAUCUGUUAUUAUAUUAAGAAAAGAGCUGUAUACUGGCCAUGUUGUAUAUAGAGAUUAGAAAUUAGAUAUAGUUGAUGAGCAUCAAGAAACCAUAUGACUUACAUAUGUGUGUGUCUAAGACUUGUCUGUUGGGACAACAGACCCUGUAAGAUUUGUACAGGGCACAACAAAUAAUGGCUGUGACUCCAGAUCCAAAUGCAAGUCAAAAAUGAAAUCCAUGGGCAGUGUUGGUCUUGGUAUAUCCCUUUGAGGCCACUCAAUGAGAAAUUGCAUUUUUUUAUGCAUCAAAUCCAAGCCUCAUAUGCUAAAUUCAGUUUACUGUGACACAAGUUUAAACAAAGUUGCAUAGGGACAAGUAAUAUUAGCUGCAAACAGGUACAUAGCCAGGAUUUUGGGUGUUGGGGGGGGGGGGGGGGUGUCUAUUAAUUAAGUGUAAACAAUUUCUCUUGGCUAAGGCUUCCUAGCUCCCAGUAUUUCUCAAGUUUAUCCCAAUCUCAAGGGUCUUUUCUCUCAAGGGAAAAGAGUCUCCGACUUUUCUGUUCGGAUAAAGUGAAGAGAACUCUUAUCACAAUUCACUAUUCUGAGUUCCCAUUGGACAAAAUGUCAUUACCAGUCAUGUCUGUCUGGAAGGAUACCUCUGUUACCAUGGAGGAAGCCCAUGUUCUGUCAAAGUGAGUGUAUUUCAAUGUAUGAGUCAAUUACAAAAACGUGAUCAUUUCGGUAUAUAAAAGGGAAAUAAACAACCUUUACUUUCUUCGACAUCAUGUUCAACGCCCGAUAUGUUUGUAGUCUCAUUCUGACUAUAAAAAAUACAAUUUGUUGCGGGAUUUAAACUCGCUGUACUGAUGACAUUCUACCGGCAAAAGAGAAAUAAAGGGAGACUUAAACACACUAUUACAAGGUUUAUAGUUUUAUUAAUCGCGAAAAAGUAAGUUUUUCACUAAAACAUAGUUAUCUUAAACCCCCCCCCCCCCCCCCCCACAUUCUUUUAUAAACUAUUGAAAGUAGCCUUGGGCUACGUGUGACAAAACGGGAUUUUAAUAUUUACAGCGUAAUUACACAUUUCAGAAUUACUUACAACACCAAAGACGACAUUGGGAUGAUUUUCAUACCUUUCAAAAACGAAUUACUAGAAACUCUUGCGAUUUUCGACUCGGCUCCUUUUCAUUUAGAGAGACGAAUUUCGCAGCUUUUCACGCCAUUGUUCUGUAAAUUAUUUCGCCUUUUAGUAAAAAUUUCCGCAGAACCCUGAAGAAACCUUCCCUCUUUUGAAUAGAUCGAUUUGUACACUCGAAAACAGCGCAAAUAUAUGACAUUUUAACAGGUGCACGGCACUUGUACGAAAUGUAGAACAACCAUCUUUGCGUGUCUGUUUUGACCACCACUUCAACUUUGGCAUAUCUAAUGUGGCGGAUGUGACGUCAUUUGCAACCCAAGAAUACUGUCUAGCUUGCGCGCGCGUACACUUUAUAUAUUCGGCGAUGCUUCGAAGCUCGCGCUAGAAACAAAAAGGAUCAUGGGAAUUUAUUGAUGGAUUAUUCCAAACAGCCUCUGGUGGUAUUUUAUAAUAUGUGACGUCACAUAAGAAACUACUCAGUUUCGUUUUGUAUGGGUGUGGUAAUUAAUAAUAUGUUAUUAAUUAGGGGAAACGUAUUUUUCAACUUUGGUGAAAGCUCGAAGAGAGCUCGAGGAUGAUUACGUACUGUCUGAUGUCAUAAUCAGCAUUCCCCCAAACUGAUCUAAACGUUCAUGAAAGCGAAACGAUAAACAAGUAUUCAUGGAGCGUACCAAGUUUUCAAAAUGAUAGAGUUUUUUAAGGACCACCCCGUUCUCACCGGGCUAGCAGUCUGCACAGCAGGAGCCGCAGCGUUCUGCUAUUGCAGAAGUAAAUCGAGUGUCGAGAGUGAUGGUCAAGGAAAAGAGACCAAAGAAGAAGUACCCGUCGCGGUACAAGACGCUGUCGAAGAUGUCUCCGCGUGUUUUCCAGCCGACCUUUUGCAAGCGGAGAAGUCUUCACAAUGUCGAGAAUUGCUUGUUUAUCAAGCCCGUUCUUGGGAGCUUUUGCUGCCCAGCUACAAGCAAGUGUUCCCGGAGCUCCACCCCCGGAACCUGCUUAAGAUCUUCAUCAAGCCACGACUGCUGAUGCCAAUUGUAGUCUUUCCCGUGGCUGCUCCAAGGCAAGCAAUCGUUGUCUUUGAGUGUCCCGCUCCCACCGUCGUGCUGGGGGAUAUCCUGUACCUGAUGUCAGCGGUUACCUUCGCCGCUCUUAUAUGCUUUGUUAUCAACUUCGUCAUGAAGAUGCAUAUCCAGUCGAAGGUCAAAUCCCUUCAGGGAGGUCGUCUUGCCAGCAUCACCGAGGUGCACCAGAUCCAAGAGAAGACUGGUGCUUGUCCAUCUAUUGCGUCGACAGACCACCGAGAGAGUGAUGCUCCCGUAACCACCGAGGUGAACGUCCAGCCGUCCUCAUCCGUAAAGUCGAUUGUGACUGCAUCCUCUACAGGACUCAAGGAGCUCCGCCCUUUUGAUCUGCGUGCAUCAUGGGACACACAAAGCCUCGAGAGCCUAGCAGCUUGUGCAUCGCGCCAGGGGCGUCAGGUCACACUCCAUCCGCAUCUCAACAAAAAGUGGGAAAAUGGAAAUGGAACACCAUUUUUCUUAGAAAUUGUGUCACUAAAUACUUUGUGCCUCUUACAUCGACUGUUUUGUGUAGGGGAGUAUGGGGUGUUUCAGGAGCUCAUUGGAAAGUGAGAAUUAAUGAAGGCUAAGUAUGUUUUUUUUUCAAUUUUCAUUAGCAGCAUAUACAACCAUAUUAAACAAUACAUGUUAUCUAUAUACCAUAAGUUACUCAUGUAUAACAAGAACUUUUUCACGCGAAAACAACCUAAAAAAUUGUGGUGUGUAUUAUACAUGAAACUUUUUGUUUGAGAGGUAAAAAACAUGCAUAAUAUAAUUAAAACAAUAGAAAGCUCUAGGGAAUUAACGCCCACAAAUAAGUUAGUCAAGUUAUUUAAACUCCACGGGGCAUUGUUUUGACAUAUACCAAAUCUAAAUCAAUGAAAAUGUCUGGAAUGUGCCGUGAAGGACAUAGGCAAGAAAGAAGUCUACUUGUUAUCAGGGAGCAUAUUAUAAAUAAGUGCAUAUAAUACAGGAGUAAAUACAGUACAUAUGAGAUUUUAUACAUUAUAUCAAGACAGAGAAGCUUUUCAUUUACAUCUAAAAACCACAAUUAUUUCUAUAAGAUGUAUGUACACUGUAAAGGUAUAAAUACUGCUUAUAAAGGUGGGACUGUAAAAAGUGUCUGCUCAACAGAGGUAUAUAAAUGACUAUAUAUUGCUAUAUAAAUGACUGGCAAAAAAUCAGGGUUUUAGACUUUCAGUCUGGCGGUUCCAUUAUACCUGUUCGUCUUCCACAAGUUUGGAAAGCAAGUAAACAAGAGGGUCUAGCUCACGGACACUGCAACGACAAAUAACAGACAUGUAUAGGAUCUUCCUUAUUCAUUUGUCUAAUUAAAUGACAUGUUAGCAAAAGCAAAGUAAACACAAAUCCUCACUUUUUAGAUUUAAGCUCGUCAUAUUUCUUGAGAAAUUCUCUUGGUGUAGUUGAACACUCAGCAAUCUUGCGCUUUGCUGUAUGAGCCGACACCUACAGUUAACAAAAAGACAAUUGGGUACAGUAGACACUUUAUAACAAACUUUAUCCCUGCGGUUGACAAAUAAACAAAGGGUAAACUGAACUAGAGAAACACUAGUUGGUAUGUCCCACAAUAUAUAUCCAGUGAAAUUGUAACAUACAUAUUUAAUCUAUUUAGUACAAAUAAAUACUACUGUAAUAAGC
Messenger RNA from Nematostella vectensis (starlet sea anemone), 8825 nucleotides. RefSeq lists its product as uncharacterized. Lineage: Eukaryota; Metazoa; Cnidaria; Anthozoa; Actiniaria; Edwardsiidae. The coding region runs from base 6792 to 7739 and encodes 315 amino acids. The transcript has 7 exons. The record is from RefSeq and is a predicted model, not a curated record.